This is a messenger RNA of Puccinia graminis f. sp. tritici CRL 75-36-700-3, 417 nucleotides long. RefSeq lists its product as uncharacterized. The transcript is spliced from 2 exons. The coding region runs from base 1 to 417 and encodes 138 amino acids. The record is from RefSeq and is a predicted model, not a curated record. Lineage: Eukaryota; Fungi; Basidiomycota; Pucciniomycetes; Pucciniales; Pucciniaceae.
AUGCCCGAGUUGGGUGAAAAACAAGCCAAGCGUGCUUGGCCAAUCCCCAAGCGCGCGUGGCACACCCUAAAGCCAUUUUGGCACCCUCUCAACCCCUGCUUGGCACAUGCCAAAGCUGGCUUGGCCGAGCCCAAGCGAGGGUGCCACCCGUGCCAGCGCGCUUUUAGCGGAAAAAGCGGCCAAAAACCGCUAAAAAGCGCUGUAGCGCAGCGUAGUGGGCCCUUUUUUGCGGCCCACACGCGUAGCGUUAGCGGUGUCGUGGCGGAAUCCCGCUACGCUACGCUAAAGUUGUGUGGAAUUCCGCUACGUUACGCUGCGCUAACCGCUACGGUUAGCGUAGCUGGCCCAGCGUUGCCCGCGCCAAAACCACCCACCACCUCGAUCCUCAACCCUCACUUCUCACUCCUCUCUUCCUAG